CCGCUGGGCUUGAGGGGCGGCGGGUGGUGGGCGGAGGGUGGUGUUUCCGCGGGUCGGCGGCUACUGAGCUGCUCAGCCGUCCGCAGAAAGCCCGUCCGCCGAGGUGGAGCGAAGCUUUUCUCCGCCGCCGCCGCCCUCUCCGCCCUCGGAGCUCUCCCAGGAUACCUCAGAUUUCCCUGGAGUCCGGAGCUCUAGGGGGGCGCGCUCGGCCCUCCUUUUCCUCUUCAGCCUGCGCCGCGAGCGGCUGCCGGCCUGGCCAGCACCUCGCGUGUGGGACCUUAUCCCUUAGCCUCAAUGCCCGUGCGAGAAGAGUUGAGUGGGUGCCGGUGGUUGGAGCUGUGCAGGUGUCCCCCGGUGGCAAGUGUGGCCACGGCACCGGGCGCUAUUAAGUUUUAUGCGCGCACGUUGCAAGGACUGUGUGUGAGUCUGGUAAUAUUCGUAGGUUACAGAGAUUAAGAAGUGACUUAUCUUCCUUUGGGGCAGCAUUAAGCCCAAUACAGUCUGGAAGCCUCAGUUACUGAAAAUGGAUGUGAAAGUGAAUCAAGAGCGAGGCAGCAUUAGAAUGGUUUCAUCUGGGAAUAGUAUUGUUACGAGCAGUAACUUUACAACAGAAAUCUCUUGGUUUGAUUUUGGCAGGGUAUAAUUUGGUAUCCUGAGUGUCUGUCUUAGCAAGAAGGAAGUGGAAAAUACUCUUGAAAAGAAAACUAAGACAAUAAGGAAGCCAGAACUUACUUUUACAUGGUGAUUUGCUCACUUAACAGUAUGGACACUUUUCCCACCGCAUUUCCUCCUGGUGGAGACAGUGGGCUGACAUAUUCUCAGUCCGAGGUGCAAAAAAUGUUAAUUGAUGAAAGGUUACGAUGUGAACAUCAUAAAACUAACUAUCAGACUCUUAAAGCCGAACACACAAGGUUGCAAGAUGAGUACAUAAAGUCACAAAAUGAACUCAAGCGCCUAUUAAAUGAAAAGCAAACUCACCAGGAAAAAUUUCAGCUGCUGCUUGAAGAGCUACGAGGGGAAUUAGUAGAGAAAACUAAAGACUUAGAAGAAAUGAAACUGCAGGUGUUAACUCCACAAAAGUUGGAACUGUUACGAGCCCAGAUACAACAAGAAUUAGAAACUCCAAUGAGGGAACGUUUUAGGAAUCUGGAUGAAGAAGUGGAAAAGUAUAGAACAGAAUAUAAUAAACUCCGCUAUGAACAUACAUUUCUUAAAUCAGAAUUUGAACACCAGAAAGAAGAAUUUGCACGUCUUCUACAAGAAGAAAAAAUAAAAUGUGAAUCAGAGAUUGCAGGACUGGAGAAAGAUAAAGAAGAACUACAUAAUCAACUGCUUAGUGUUGAUCCCACAAGAGACAGCAAACGAAUGGAACAACUUGUUCGAGAAAAAGUCCAUUUAUGUCAGAAAGUAAAAGGCUUAGAGGCUGAGGUAGCUGAAUUAAGGGCUGAAAAAGAAAAUUCUGGUGCUCAGGUAGAAAAUGUCCAAAGAAUCCAGGUACGGCAGUUGGCUGAGACGCAGGCUACAGUCAGAUCCCUGGAGGCUGAAAAACAGUCAGCGAAACUACAGGCUGAACGCUUGGAAAAAGAGCUACAAUCAAUCAAUGAACAAAAUACUGUUUUAAUUAGUAAAUUGCAUAAAGCUGAACGGGAAAUAAAUACAUUGACCAGUAAAGUAAAAGAACUUAAACAUUCAAACAAACUAGAAAUAACAGACAUCAAACUGGAGGCAGCAAGAGCUAAGAGUGAGCUAGAAAGAGAAAGGAAUAAGAUUCAAAGUGAACUAAAUGGGUUACAGUCAGACAAUGAAAUUCUCAAGUCAGCUGUUGAACACCACAAAGCUCUCCUAGUAGAAAAGGAUCGUGAAUUAAUACGUAAAGUACAAGCUGCCAAGGAAGAAGGUUAUCAAAAACUCGUGAUAUUACAAGAUGAAAAGCUAGAGCUUGAGAACAGAUUAGCGGAUUUAGAAAAAAGGAAAGUGGAACAUGAUGUCUGCAGACAAUCUGAAAAGGAUCAGUGUGAAGAGAAAUUGCGAGCUUCACAGAUGGCAGAAGAGUCGGCCAGAAGGGAACUUCAGAGUAUUAGGUUAAAACUUCAGCAACAAAUUGUGAAUAUUGAAAAUGCAGAGAAAGAAAAAAAUGAAAAUGCUGACCUGAAACAGCAAAUCAGUAGUUUGCAGAUCCAAGUGACCUCACUUGGACAGUCAGAGAAUGAGUUGCUGAAUUCAAACCAAAUACUGAAGGAAAUGGUAGAGAGGUUAAAACAGGAAUGCCGAAAUUUAAGAAGCCAAGCUGAGAAAGCACAACUAGAAGUUGAAAGGACUUUGGAAGAGAAACAGAUACAGUGGUUGGAAGAAAAGCAUAAAUUUCAGGAACGUCUCACUGACAGAGAAGAAAAGUAUAAUCAAGCUAAAGAAAAACUGCAGCGAGCUGCAAUUGCCCAGAAAAAGAGAAAAUCCCUUCAUGAAAACAAAUUGAAGAGACUGCAGGAGAAAGUAGAAAUCUUAGAGGCAAAGAGAGAAGAAUUAGAAACAGAAAACCAGGUGUUAAAUAGACAAAAUGUUCCAUUUGAAGAAUAUACAAGGCUUCAAAAAAGACUAAAGGACAUACAGAGAAGACAUAAUGAAUUUCGAAGUUUAAUUUUGGUUCCUAACAUACCUCCAACAGCAUCCAUCAAUCCUUUUAGUGUUCAGUCAUCAGCCAUGGUUCCAGGCAUGGACUUGUCGUUUCCUCCUCAUAUGCAGGAGGAACAGCAUCAAAGGGAACUCUCUCUACUUCGCAAAAGACUAGAAGAACUAGAAACAACACAAAGGAAGCAACUAGAGGAACUUGGAUCUCCUGGGGAAUGAUGUUCAUGGAAAAAAGAUCAAAAGGGAUGAAAUCACUGUGACUCAAUAAAGCUUGAAGUUUUAACGUAUGUGGCAUUUAGAUACUGUAUUCCUGUUUGCCAGAACAUUUGUGCCUCAAGAAAAGGUACCAGCUACAUGAUACAUUGCAUCAGUGUCAGGACUUUAGGAUUAUACCCAGGAUAAGUGAAACAUUAAAACCCCUUCAGAGAUGUUUAUUGACAACUCUUUUGAGAAUGUUAGAAAAGAAAAAAAAAAUUAGAGAAUCAAGUUGUUAAAUUAUUUUAUUAAUUUCACUUGUUGAAUUUUUUUUUUUUUUUUGGCAUUUUACCUGGAAUAUGCCCAUGUUUGAUUCCUUCUGCCACUUUGAGAUGCUUGGCAGUAACGGGCAGUAAACGUUCUGCAGUUUACCGUAUACAAGAGGUCUAAACCUCGUUCU
Molecule: messenger RNA, 3280 nt
Organism: Herpailurus yagouaroundi (jaguarundi)
Lineage: Eukaryota; Metazoa; Chordata; Mammalia; Carnivora; Felidae
Gene: CEP83
Product: centrosomal protein 83
Exons: 18
Coding region: 739-2844 (701 amino acids)
Biological process (GO): cilium assembly; establishment of centrosome localization
Cellular component (GO): Golgi apparatus; centrosome; centriole
Source: RefSeq, a predicted model, not a curated record